CUUUAUUUUGAUUUGUAUUAUUUUCUCCAUCAUGUAACACUUUGGCAGUUUCAUGAUGCAGCUUGGAACUAUAUCAGUAUACCUUUCUUUCAGACAUAAGUGCUAUUACUUCUCGUUAAUCACCAUUGGAUCCGGAUUUUGUAAUCCACUAAAUUUAUGAAGAAUGCAGUUAAAAGAACUUAUUAUGCAGCAGAGGUACGUUGUCUCUUUACAACCACACCUAUUUUAUGUUCGAGAAAUAAGGAUAAACUACCUAAAUUCGCCUCUUCUAUGUGUAUCUACCAGUUCGACUGCAACUGCGGAGCCAGCUACAUUGGGUGUACAAUUAGGCAAGUUCAUCGCCGUAUUUCCGAACAUCAUCCAACGUGGUUAAGUAAGGGACAAAAAAGAUCUAUUCGUAGCUCUAUUUUAGCCCGCCUCGUUGAUACUGACCAUAAGAUUGAUGUUAAUACAGCAUUUAAAAUUAUUUAUCGCAUUCCAACUUAUCUUAAUUUUGCUCUGCGAGUUCGUCUUCUACAGACGGCUGAAGCGAUUGGCAUUCAUCUGAAGAAGCCAAGUCUAUGUGUACAGAAAAAAUUUGUAAAGCCACUUUCCCUACCGUGGCCAUCGUCACAAGAAUGGAUAAACAGGUCUGCGUCACCCCCCUCCCCCUAAACCUAUAAAAUUGUAUUUGUCUAAAUAAUUUAUUUUAUUUAUUUUGACCACUUUAUCUUUAAUUUACGUGUUAUUUUUGUAAAAUUAAUUUAUUCUAUCCAUUUCCACCUUUUAAAUCUGUAUUGAUUUUUCUUCGUUAACUAUUAACCCAUUGACACUGUUUAAUUACUGUUAACAAACUUAUCGCCACUUG
Messenger RNA from Trichobilharzia regenti, 847 nucleotides. The record is from the annotation of a GenBank genome assembly. NCBI's taxonomy places the organism in Eukaryota, Metazoa, Platyhelminthes, Trematoda, Strigeidida, Schistosomatidae.